Messenger RNA from Zootermopsis nevadensis, 878 nucleotides. RefSeq names its product Adrenodoxin-like protein 2, mitochondrial Ferredoxin 2 (gene Fdx2). The record is from RefSeq and is a predicted model, not a curated record. Gene Ontology annotation, cellular component: mitochondrion. Gene Ontology annotation, molecular function: 2 iron, 2 sulfur cluster binding; electron transfer activity. Gene Ontology annotation, biological process: P450-containing electron transport chain. Lineage: Eukaryota; Metazoa; Arthropoda; Insecta; Blattodea; Termopsidae.
GUGACCGUUAGUAACCACUCUUUGACUUCUUCGCAAGUCGAAGGCUCAUUACUAGUAUAGUGAGUCCGGAGGGUGUGUAAUAAUGAUUUGACAAAAUAUUGUUCGGUGAUAACGAAUUUUUACUGAUAAAAAUAAUACGCGUAAUGAUUUAGAGCGAACUGAGACAUUUUGUUUUGUGUUACUUUAGACAGCUUCUUGAAAGUUCGAACAAGUUAUUAAGAUGGCGAAAGUUUUAGCAUUUUCCAGGAUUCUGCGAAGUUUACAUAAUACGAAGUAUAUAUCCAGGUCUUUGAUAAAGUGUCAGCAUACAUCAGCACCUUUGCAAUGCUCAUCCAAAACACAGCCAUUACCCAAGAAGGAAAUAGUGGAAGUUACGUUUGUUAAGGCAAAUGGUGAGCGAAUCAAAGUGAAGGGCAAGGAGGGUGACAGCCUCUUGGACAUUGUAGUGAACAACAGUGUUGAUCUGGAUGGCUAUGGCGCGUGUGAGGGCACUCUGACGUGCUCAACGUGCCAUCUUAUCUUCAAGAAGGAGGAUUUCGACCGCCUGCCGGACAAAGCCACAGAUGAGGAGCUGGACAUGCUGGAUCUGGCAUAUGACCUCGCAGAUACGUCAAGAUUGGGUUGCCAGAUCAUCAUGAGGAAGGACCUCAGCGGGCUGGAGGUGCGGGUCCCAGCAACUGUCAACGACGCUCGCAGUUAGUAGUUGAAAUGCCAUGUGGCCAGUUUAGUGAGCCUCAUGGCCGCAUUACCAUGUCGGUUGAAAGAGUUGUGAGGACAGUCAUUAAUGAAAGCUGUAAAUUUUUUUAUGGUGUUUUAGGGGUUGGGCUGGUAAUUGUAUGUACAAAUAUAUCUGUUAUUAAAGUUUAUCUUGCCACUGA